GGAAGAGAAAAAAAAAAAGUAUCUGAUUCCAACAGCCCUGAAUCGGUCAUCUUUUUAACAGGCCGCCACUUUCACUAUUUGCUUCUUGUUUCUCAAUCUACUGGUCGUCUCCUCUGCUCAUCUAUCUGAUUUUGGAGUAAUCGAGGUUGAUAAAAAUGGUGGAAGCCCUUGACCUCUUUCUGAAGAUCGGGUUAGAUAAGCGAACUGCUGAAAACACCAUCGCCAACAAUAAAGUCACCUCCAACCUUGUUGCCGUGAUUAACGAGGCAGCUGUCACCGAUGGAUGUGAAAGGUCUACAGGAAAUCUUCUUUAUACGGUUGCUACGAAAUUCCCUGCCAAUGCCCUUGUGCAUCGUCCCAAGUUGCUGGAAUACAUUGUUUCUUCUAAGAUAAAGGCUCCGGCCCAGGUAGAAGCCGCGUUUGCAUUUCUUACUGUCACUGGUUCAGAGGAUCUUGAUAUUAGUAAAUUUGAAGAAGCAUGCGGAGUUGGGGUUGAGGUAUCCGUUGAAGAUAUGGAGCGCACUGUUAAUGAAAUAUUUGAAGAGAGAAAGAGUGCAAUAUUGGAGCAACGCUACCGAACAAAUGUUGGUGAUAUAUUUGCUCAAGUGCGAAAGAAGCAGCCUUGGGCCGAUCCAAAGAUUGUCAAGCAACUUAUAGAUUCAAAGCUUUAUGCUUUACUUGGUGAAAAGACUGCAGCAGAUAACGAGAAGCCUGUAAAAAAGAAGAAAGAGAAACCUGUUAAAGUAGAGGAUAAAAGUACCACGGAAGAAGCUCCUCAAUCGAUACCCUCUGAAGAAGAACUCAAUCCUUAUUUAAUAUUCCCUGCGCCGGAGGAGAAUUAUAAGGUGCAUACAGAAGUAUUUUUUAGUGAUAGACCUGUGCUCAGAGCUUGCAAUUCCAAAGCAAUAUUAGAAAAACAUCUAAAGAUAACCGGAGGAAAAGUUCUUACCCGUUUUCCACCAGAACCAAAUGGAUACCUGCAUAUAGGUCAUGCAAAGGCCAUGUUUGUUGACUUUGGCCUUGCAAAAGAAAGAGGUGGUGGCUGCUACCUGAGAUAUGAUGAUACUAAUCCCGAAGCUGAGAAAAAAGAAUAUAUUGAUCAUAUUGAAGAAAUAGUGGGCUGGAUGGGGUGGAAACCUUUUAAGAUCACUUACACCAGUGAUUAUUUUCAAGAACUACAUGAUUUAGCAGUAGAGCUCAUACGGAGGGGUCAUGCUUACGUUGAUCACCAGACGCCCGAUGAGAUAAAAGAGUACAGAGAGAAGAAGAUGAACAGUCCUUGGAGGGAUAGGCCCAUCUCGGAAUCACUUAAACUCUUUGAUGAUAUGAAGCGAGGCAUGAUUGAAGAAGGAAAAGCGACCCUUAGAAUGAAACAGGACAUGCAGAGUGACAAUUUUAAUAUGUAUGACCUCAUUGCAUAUCGGAUCAAGUUCACUCCACACCCACAUGCUGGAGACAAGUGGUGUAUCUAUCCAAGUUAUGAUUAUGCACAUUGCAUUGUCGAUUCUCUUGAAAAUAUCACACAUUCGCUCUGCACACUUGAAUUUGAGACACGGCGUGCUUCAUACUACUGGUUGCUGGAUGCACUGAGCCUUUACCAGCCUUACGUGUGGGAAUAUUCACGCCUGAAUAUAACCAACACCGUGAUGUCAAAACGUAAGUUGAACCGCCUUGUCACUGAGAAUUACGUCGAUGGAUGGGAUGAUCCUCGUCUGAUGACGCUAUCUGGAUUGCGACGUAGGGGUGUCACUUCUACGGCAAUAAAUACUUUUGUUAGAGGAAUUGGGAUUACUAGAAGUGAUGGUAGUAUGAUACGACUGGAACGUCUUGAGUAUCACGUACGUGAAGAACUAAAUAAAACAGCAUCCCGUGCUAUGGUUGUACUAAAUCCACUAAAGGUUGUUAUUACUAAUCUUGAGGCCAAUUCGGUAAUAGACCUUGAUGCAAAGAAAUGGCCGGAUGCUCCUGGUGAUGAUCCAUCUUCUUAUUACAAGGUCCCUUUUUCGAGCGUUGUCUAUAUCGAGCAAUCUGACUUUCGAAUCAAAGAUUCAAAAGAUUAUUAUGGGCUUGCUCCUGGAAAGACUGUCCUACUCAGAUAUGCAUUUCCUAUCAAGUGUACUGAAGUGGUGCUUUCUGAAGACAAAAAGACUGUUGUUGAGGUACAUGCAGAGUAUGAUCCUUUCAAGAAGACAAAACCAAAGGGGGUUCUUCAUUGGGUUGCAGAGCCUUCUCCCGGGAUUGAUCCACUGAAGGUGGAAGUCAGACUGUUCGAGAAACUGUUUCUUUCUGAGAAUCCUGGCGAACUUGAUAACUGGCUUGAUGAUUUGAACCCCGAGUCUAAAGUGGUAAUGACAUGUGCAUAUGCUGUACCAACCCUACGAGAUGCAGCGGUAGAUGACAAAUUUCAGUUUGAAAGGCUUGGUUAUUUUGUUGCGGAUAAGGAUUCAACACCUGAAAAGCUCAUCUUCAACCGGACCGUUACAUUGCGAGACAGUUAUGGCAAAGCCUGGAAAUAGGUGAGUUUAUUCCAAGCAUAACUUGUUGUAGGACCAUGAACCUGCUUGAAUCGUAUGAAUAGAUUGUUUAUCAAAAAGAAUGAAAGGCUUUCCAUCUUUUAGUCAAAACAUGUCGGGUUUCAACUUUUGUACAUGAUAAAUAGAUUUUCUGGUUUCUUGUUUUAAAAA
Messenger RNA from Cynara cardunculus var. scolymus (artichoke), 2684 nucleotides. RefSeq names its product glutamine--tRNA ligase. The coding region runs from base 156 to 2516 and encodes 786 amino acids. Lineage: Eukaryota; Viridiplantae; Streptophyta; Magnoliopsida; Asterales; Asteraceae. Gene Ontology annotation, biological process: translation; glutaminyl-tRNA aminoacylation. Gene Ontology annotation, molecular function: glutamine-tRNA ligase activity; ATP binding. The transcript has 24 exons. The record is from RefSeq and is a predicted model, not a curated record. Gene Ontology annotation, cellular component: cytoplasm; cytosol.